AUGGAGAGUAGCAUCCACCUGAGUAGUCUGAUUAGUCGGCAUGAUGACGAAGCCACGAGAACAUCGACCUCAGAAGGACUGGAGGAAGGUGAAGUGGAGGGAGAGACACUCCUGAUUGUGGAAUCUGAGGAUCAGGCAUCAGUGGACUUAUCACAUGACCAGAGUGGGGAUUCCCUCAACAGCGAUGAAGGAGACGUAUCGUGGAUAGAGGAGCAGCUGUCCUACUUCUGUGACAAGUGCCAAAAAUGGAUACCAGCCAGUCAGCUGAGGGAACAGCUCAGUUACCUUAAGGGUGAUAAUUUUUUUAGGUUUACUUGUUCGGAUUGCUCGGCAGAUGGCAAGGAGCAGUAUGAAAGGCUGAAGCUGACAUGGCAGCAAGUCGUCAUGUUGGCGAUGUACAACUUGUCUCUAGAAGGAAGUGGACGUCAAGGUUAUUUCAGGUGGAAAGAAGAUAUCUGCGCUUUUAUUGAGAAACAUUGGACUUUUUUACUAGGGAAUAGGAAAAAGACAUCCACCUGGUGGAGCACCGUGGCAGGUUGCCUCAGCGUGGGAAGUCCCAUGUACUUCCGUUCAGGUGCUCAGGAAUUUGGAGAGUCGGGAUGGUGGAAACUUGUUCAUAACAAGCCCCCAACAAUGAAACCUGAAGGAGAGAAGUUGUCUGCCUCGACUUUGAAAAUAAAAGCCUCAAAACCAACUUUAGAUCCCAUCAUUACUGUUGAGGGACUUAGAAAACGGGCAAGUCGGAAUCCUGUGGAAUCUGCCAUGGAAUUAAAAGAGAAAAGGUCUCGAACUCAGGAAGCAAAAGACAUUAGAAGAGCCCAAAAGGAGGCGGCUGGUUUUCUUGACAGGAGCACGUCUUCUACCCCUGUAAAGUUCAUAAGCCGAGGCCGUAGGCCAGAUGUGAUUCUUGAAAAAGGAGAAGUGAUUGACUUUUCCUCCUUGAGCUCCUCUGACCGCACCCCGCUGACAAGCCCAUCUCCUUCUCCUUCUCUGGAUUUCUCUGCCCCUGGGACACCUGCCUCUCAUUCUGCCACGCCCAGCUUGCUUUCAGAAGCAGAUCUGAUUCCAGAUGUGAUGCCCCCGCAAGCCUUGUUUCACGAUGAUGAUGAGAUGGAAGGCGAUGGAGUCAUAGACCCAGGGAUGGAGUACAUUCCACCCCCUUCUGGGUCAGUAGCUUCUGGGCCAGUGGUUGGGAGCAGAAAGAAGGUCAGAGGCCCUGAACAGAUAAAGCAGGAGGUAGAGAGUGAGGAAGAAAAACCAGACAGGAUGGAUAUUGACAGUGAAGACACAGAUUCCAACACGUCUUUGCAAACAAGGGCUCGAGAAAAGAGGAAGCCUCAGCUGGAGAAGGACACAAAGCCGAAAGAGCCCAAGUAUACUCCCGUGAGCAUCUAUGAGGAAAAGCUGUUGCUCAAGAGGCUGGAAGCUUGUCCUGGUGCGGUUGCCAUGACUCCGGAAGCUCGGAGACUGAAGCGCAAACUGAUUGUCAGACAAGCGAAAAGGGAUAGGGGAUUACCACUUUUUGACUUGGAUCAAGUUGUUAAUGCUGCUCUUCUGUUAGUUGAUGGGAUUUAUGGAGCCAAAGAAGGAGUUUCCAGACUUUCAGCUGGACAAGCCAUGUACCGAACUACCUGUCAGGACUUCAGAAUCCUUGAUCGAUACCAGACGUCCUUGCCAUCCAGAAAGGGAUUUCGACACCAGACCACCAAGUUUUUGUAUCGCUUGGUGGGAUCAGAAGAUAUGGCUGUGGACCAGAGUAUUGUCAGCCCUUACACCUCUCGGAUCUUGAAACCUUAUAUCAGGCGUGAUUAUGAAACAAAGCCACCCAAACUGCAGCUCCUGUCACAGAUACGUUCCCACCUGCACAGGAGCGACCCUUGCUGGACGCCGGAGCCAGAUGCACCUCUCGAUUACUGUUAUGUGCGGCCAAAUCAUAUCCCAACAAUCAACUCCAUGUGUCAGGAGUUUUUUUGGCCUGGCAUUGACCUGUCUGAGUGUCUGCAGUACCCAGACUUCAGUGUGGUUGUUCUCUAUAAAAAAGUCAUCAUUGCCUUUGGCUUCAUGGUUCCCGAUGUGAAAUACAAUGAAGCUUACAUUUCGUUUCUGUUUGUCCACCCUGAAUGGAGAAGAGCAGGGAUUGCAACUUUCAUGAUCUAUCAUCUGAUUCAGACAGGGUCUCACUCUGCUGUCCAGGCUGGAGUGCAGUAGUGUGAUCUCAGUUCACUGCAACCUCUGCCUCCCAGGCUCAAGCCCGGCAUCGUGUCCAGAAGCACAAACAACUAAAUGAUGAGCAAAUCUGAUGUCAUGAGACUUCCCCUAUGCUUUAUUCUACGAGUGUUAGCUCUUAGAUGCAGGCCUUUGAUCCAUUUGAUUUAAUUCUUGUACAGGGUCAGCUCAGCGAUAUAGCAGGUUCAGUUCCAGACUACUCUCAUAAAGCGAAUAUUACAAGAAAGCCAGCAACACAAAGUUUUUGGUUUCCCAGUUUACAUAAAAGUUAUGUUUACACUACCCUGUAGUCUAUUAAGUGUGCAAUAGCAUUAUAACGAAAAUGUAAAACCUUAAUGAAAAAAUACUUUAUUGCUAGAAGAUGCUGAUGAUUGUCUUAGUCUUCAGUGAGUUGUACUAUUUUUGCUGGUCUUGCCUCAGUGUUCAUGGCUGCUGACUGACUCAGGGUGGUGGUUGCUGAAGGCUGGGGUGGCUGUGCCAUCUCUUAAGACACCAGGGAAAUGUGCCACAUUGACUGGCUCUCCCUUUCACAGAUUACUCUGUAGCAUGCGAUGCAUUUGGCAGCGUUUUACCCGCAGUAAAACUUCUUUCAACACUGUAGUCAGUCCUCUCAAACCUGUUGCUGUUUUGCCAAGUAGGGUCAUGUGAUAUUCCAAAUCCUCUGUUGUCAUUUCAGCAGUGUUCACGGCAUCUUCACCGGAGUAGAUGCCAUCUCAAGACACCACUUUCUUUGCUCAUCCGUAAGAAGGAACUCUUCAUUUAUUCAAAUUUUAUCACGAAAUUACAGCAACUCAGUCACGUCUUCAGGCUCAUCUUCUAAUUCUAGUUGUCUUGCUGCUUCCACCGCAUGUACUGUGACUUCCUCCACUGAAGUCUUGAACCCCUCAAAAUCAUUCAUGAGGCUUGGAAUCAACUUCUUCUAAACUCCUGUGAAUGUUGAUAUUUUGACCUCUUCUCGUGAAUCACAGAUUUUUUUUUUUUUUUACCGAGUCUCACUCUCACCCAGGCUGGAGUGCAGUGGUGUGAUCUUGGCUCACUGCAGCCUCUGCCUUGUAGGUUCAAUGGGUUCUCAUGCCUCAGCCUCCUGAGUAGCUAGGAUUACGGGCGCCCACCACCACACCUGGCUAAGUUUUAUAUUUUUAGUAGAGACGGGGUUUCACCAUAUUGGCCAGGCUGGUCUUGAACUCUGACCUUGACUGAUCCACUCACCUUGGCCUCCCAAAGUGCUGGGAUUAUAGGCAUGAGCCACCGCAUCCAGCCAGAGUCACAGAUGUUCUAAAUGGCCAGAAUGGCCUGAUUUCAGAAUUGUUGUGUCUAACAGAAUAAGAAAGCCUGAGGUGAGGACAGGGAGAUGGGAAGUGGCCUAUUGGUUGAGCAAUCAGGUGCCUCAAAACAAUUAGCAAUGGUAACAUCAAAGAUCAUUGAUCAUAAAUCACUAUAGCAGAUAUAACAAUAAUGAAAAAGUUUGAAAUAUUGCAAGAAUUUCCAAAAUGCGACACAGAGACAUGAAGUGAACACAGGCUGUUGGAAAAAUGACACUGAUAGAUUUGCUCAACCUAGAGUUGCUACAGCUCUUUGAUUUGCAAAUAUAUGUGAAAUGCAGUAAAGCAAAAAGCAGUAAAAUGAGGUAUGCCUGUAUAUGGUGUAAAAGAAAGAUCUAAUUUCAUUCUUUUGCAUGUGGAUAUCCAGUUUUCUUGGCAUUUCCUCAUUGAAUGGCUUUGGCAUCCAUGUUGAAAAUUGUUUGGCCAUAUAUGUGAGGGUUUAAAUCUGGGCUGUCUAUUCCAUUGGUUUAUAGGUUUGUAUAUCUGUCUUAAUGGUGAUACAAUACUGUUUGCAUUAUUAUAGCUUUGUAAUAAGUUUUGAAACCAGCUUUGGUCCUUCCUUUUCAAGAUUAUUUUGGCUAUUACACUUCCCUUGAAAUACCAUAUAAUUAAAGAUGGUUUUUUUCUAUUUCUGCAAAAACUAUUGGGAUUUUGACCGGGAUUGCAUUGAAUCUGUAGAUUGCUUUUGGAAGUACUGCUGUCUCCACAUUAUUAAAUCUUCCAAUCUAUGAACCUGGGUUGUCUUUCUAUUAUUGGCUUAUGUCUUCUUUAAUUUCUUUGAACAAUAUUUUGUAGUCUUCAUGUGUUGCCCAGGCUGGAGUGCAGUGGCACAAUCUGGGCUCACUGCAACUUCUGGCUCUUGGGUUCAAGUGAUUUUCAUGCCUCAGCCUCCCGAAGCUACUACUCAGCUUUCAAGUAGUCCUGGGCUGGGACUACAGGUGCAUACCACCACGCCUGGCUAAUUUUUUCUUUUUUUUUUUUUGUAAUUUUAAUACAGAUGAGGUUUCACCAUGUUGGCCAGGCUGAUCUUGAAGUCCUGACCUCAGUCCACCCGCCUCAGCCUCCCAAAGUGCUGGGAUUACAGGCGUGAGCCGCUGCAUUCUGACACUUGUUCAUCAUUAAUGUAAACACAACUGGUUUUUGCUUGUUGAUUUUGCAUCCUGCUCUAUCCUUUGCUUUUAAAAAUGUAUGUAUUGGGAUUUUUCUAUACCAUCAAUAUUUUGAGAUACCUCAUUGUUACCUGGAUAGCAUCCUGUUAUGUGGCCGAUCUAGAUUGGUCUUCAUUCCACAGCCCACAGAACGAAGCGGGCCCAUUGCCUGUUUUUGUACUUAAGCUGAAAGUGGUUUCAUAAUUUUUAAAUUGUUACAUUUUAAGCAGUACCUACAUAACCUUUAUCUUGUUUCUUGGCCACAAAAUCUAAAAUAUUUAUUAUUGGCCCAUCAAGAAAAAGUUUAUUGAUCCCCAUUCUGGAACAUACUUGGCCAGUCUCCUGUUGAAAGCUUAUUCGAAUUGUUUCUAAUUUAAGGCUUAUUAUUAUUAUUAUUAAGAUAUGGGUCUUGCCAUGUUGACCAGGUUGCCAAGUUGUUCUCGAACUCCUGGCUUCAAGCGAUCUUUCCAUCUCGGCCUCCCAAAGUGCUGGGAUUACAGGUGUGAGCCACUGCACCUGGCCCUAACCUCAUGCUAUUCUAAACAAUAUUUCAUCGAAGUUUGCCCUCAGGGAUAUCUGUAGGGUAAAUCCCUAGUAGAGAAAUAAUUGCUGGAUCCACAGGAGGGUGCAUUUUUAUUUUGGACAGUUAAUGCCGCAAGGCCCCAGAAAGAAAUCACAGCCGUUCACCUCUCACCAGCAGCACUUUCCCUAUGUGCUAACAGUGUGAAUUACUGAUUUUUACAUUUUUAUCAUCUCAUUGUUGGAAUUUCCAUUUAUUUAAUUGUAAGUUAGGCUGAGCACCUUUUAAUAAAGAGGUAUAUCUACA
Messenger RNA from Callithrix jacchus (white-tufted-ear marmoset), 5522 nucleotides. RefSeq names its product lysine acetyltransferase 14 (gene KAT14). Gene Ontology annotation, molecular function: histone acetyltransferase activity. The record is from RefSeq and is a predicted model, not a curated record. Lineage: Eukaryota; Metazoa; Chordata; Mammalia; Primates; Cebidae.